This is a messenger RNA of Limulus polyphemus (Atlantic horseshoe crab), 2181 nucleotides long. RefSeq names its product transmembrane protein 19-like. The transcript is spliced from 7 exons. Lineage: Eukaryota; Metazoa; Arthropoda; Merostomata; Xiphosura; Limulidae. Gene Ontology annotation, cellular component: membrane. The record is from RefSeq and is a predicted model, not a curated record. Bases 1 to 1233 code for a protein of 410 amino acids.
AUGAUCCAAACAACAACAGGAAGUUCUAUUUCUCAAGGCCCAGUUGAUUAUCCCCUCACUUUCUCAGUUCAAAACACAUCUCGAGAAAUAAUGCCAAGUUCUGAAGUCCAAGAACCUGUUGGUUAUCCUCCAGUUCCUUCAAAACAAGAUGAGCUCCAACAAUCACUAUUAAUAGGAAAACAUGAAACUAGUAUUGCGUUCGACGACAAACCGACCAUUCCGGAAUCUCUAUACAAAUAUCGUAUUUGUCAUGGUCAGCAAGUUUCUUCUUUAGAAAAGGAUCUUGGUGCUCUGGUUGAUCAAUCUCUCAAGCCUUCCAAGCAGUGUGUUGCUGCCAGUGCUUAUGAAGAUGAACUUCCAUCUCCAGCUAGGUGGCUCUUGGCGGUGUUGAUACCGGUUGCAGUUGCUGUCUGGGGUUUAAAAGGAAGAAGUGUGUCAAUAUCAGGGGCUGUUGCAGGAUUUGUAGUUGGUUUUCUCUUGACAGUAAGCAGCUAUCAAUUCCUUGUGUGUUUGCUGGUUUUCUUUGUAUCUUCUUCCAAAGCAACAAAGUUUCGUUCUUGGAAAAAGAAGAAAUAUGAAAGCGAAUUCAAAGAAGGUGGAGAAAGAAACUGGAUUCAAGUAAUUAGCAAUGGAGGAAUUCCAUCUGAACUUGCUCUGUUGUUUAUGAUAGAAUGUGGUGUGGGUGAGAGGCCAAUUGACUUUAUAAAAGACUACAAUUGCUCAUGGUUUGCCGUUUCUGUUGUUUCUGCUCUUUGUGGAGCAAAUGGUGAUACAUGGGCUUCUGAAUUAGGCCCAGUUUUUGCAAAAGGUGACCCAAUACUGAUCACAAACUUAAGAAAAGUGCCAAAAGGAACAAAUGGUGGUGUGUCAUUACCUGGUCUUCUCUUCAGUGCCUUAGGUGGAACAUUAAUUGGAAUAUCUUAUUACAUAUCACAUCUGCUUUUCAUCAAGCAAGAAUAUCUUUUUUUAAGUUCACCACAGUGGCCAAUCAUCAUUAUAGCUACUUUUGCUGGCUUUUUUGGAUCAUUGGUGGACUCGCUGUUGGGUGCCACUAUUCAGUUUUCAGGUAUAAAUCAGAAAAGUGGAAAAAUUGUGGAAACCAAAGGAAAAGAAAUUAAACACAUCAGUGGAAUUGGAAUUCUAGAUAACCAUUCUGUCAACCUUGUGUCCACACUGAUCACUGCUCUUCUUAUGCCUGAGGUAGCUUCUGCUCUUUGGCCUAUGUUUGAGUGAUGUUUAGUGUUAGCGUGUUUCCCUGAGAUAGAUAUUAUAAUACGAAGUUACUCUUGAACUUUUAAUACUUUUUAUAUAUAUUUAACUACAGUAUUAAGUUAAAGAAAGUAUUUAAUCAUUACUAUACUAACCAGACUGGAUAAACUAGUAUCAAUGAAAGACUUUUUUGUUAUUUUUAAAAACUGCCAAGAGCAAUCUUUUGGAUAACUUUUUCAUCAGAGUAUUUUGCUAAAAUCUCAUCUAUAUCACUUAUUUUAAUAUUGAAGAUAACACAGGGUACCACCAAAAAGAAUAAGAUUGAUGUAUCAUAAAUGUUUUUUUUUAUCAAUACAGUAAUCUCACAGUGAAAUGAAUCAAUUUGAGCUGAUCUAUUUUCAUUUAUGUUUACAUGUACUAUUUGAACAAAGACUGCUGUCAGGAGAAAAAUUUCUUUUGUACAUGUUUUAAUGUCCUAUUAAUUUGGGCCACUGUAAGAUAUGCAUAGAUAUAUGUACAUGUAUACAAUGCAUUUAAUGCACAUUGGAAAGUUAUUUCAGAUUUAUUCAACUAAAUGAAACCACUGUUUAUUACCAUUGACUUGUACUUCAUAUCAAAUGCAUUACUUGAAUGCAAUUUAUCAUAUAUUUUAUAUAUAUAUAUAUAUAUAUUUAUUGUGGUUGUUGUUGAUACAAAAAUACUAUAGGUUUUAAAAUAUAAAUUAAAAUCAACAGUAGAUUUACAACCUAACUAUUAGUUUUCAUAUUAGACAUUUUCCAGUUGUGCCUGAGAUUCUUUAUGCACGUUUAAAAGCAUGUAUAUAUAAUUUCUGUUCAUGAAACUAUAGUCUAAUAGAUUGUCAGAUUUCUCCCAUUUCAGCUUAUUGAUCUUAAUUUGCCUAUGACAUUACUUAGAAGCUUUUUUCUUAAAGAAGUUUGAAAAAAGAAUUUAUAAUGUGCAGUUUUUCACACA